AUGUAUAGUGUGCUACUACCUAGAAUCCCAGUAGAAUGUAAUCUUCUACUAUUGGGAAAUCUCGUGCUUAUAUACUUUGGCAACGGUCUUCACAUUGUGCAAGCAUUAUCUUCAAGAAUUUUUCUCAUCUCCAGCAUUCACCUGUUUAGAUUUUGCAAUAUUAAAACAAUCUAUUACCUUGCAAUGAUAGAUUCAGGUGCAGAGAGUAACUUCAUACAAACAAAAAUAGUGAAGCAAUUAAAUUCAAAGCUACAAAAAUGUGACAUAGUGGAAAUUAUUACGACAGGAGAUAAUACUUGUAAUGUUAAUUAUAAAGUCUCAGUCACAGCCCAUCUCGCAAAACACUAA
Molecule: messenger RNA, 348 nt
Organism: Priceomyces carsonii
Lineage: Eukaryota; Fungi; Ascomycota; Pichiomycetes; Serinales; Debaryomycetaceae
Exons: 1
Coding region: 1-348 (115 amino acids)
Source: RefSeq, a predicted model, not a curated record